UCCUUUUAUGCUUCAAUGGCGAUUUGGGUUUCUUCAUUGAAUCAGAAAAACGAAACUUUCCAUUAAUUCUUUUCAUUCUUUCCUUAUAUUUUUCAAUAUUCACCUUAGCAUUGUUACUAUAUAAUCAAAUCCCUAAUUUCUUUCCCAAUCGCAUCUCUGUUUCUUCGAUUUGUUUGUUCGUCGUUUAUGUUACAAGAUUUGUUGGUUCUAUGGAGAAGUUGCGUCCGAUCAAAUACACUGAGCACAAGAAAGUUGUAAAAAAGUUUUUCAAGCCACCCAAACACGCCGCUAAUCCUCCUCAAUCCACCCGAUUCGAAUCCGGAGGAUCCAUUCCCGGUCAGAGCUCCGAGUUCCCCGGAGCCAUCCGAUUUUCCGUAACGGAUCCUGACGCUACAGAUUCUUCCGGCGAUGAAGAAGAAGAAGAGAUAGUGAUUUUUCGAAAGCGGCGCGUGAAGAGAUACAUCACUGAAGUGAGGAUAGAAGCCGAGUCUAAGUGUACAAAUAACAAGAAAAGAACCGCAGAAACUCUGCAGACGAAGCCGGAGAAAGUGAAUCCGACGAAAGCCCCUGUUGCGGUGUCGUCAGAAGGCGGCCGGAAAUUCCGCGGCGUCCGCCAGCGGCCGUGGGGCAAAUGGGCCGCUGAGAUUAGAGACCCGGCGAAAAAAAUCCGACUUUGGCUUGGGACUUACGACACCGCCGAAGAGGCGGCGAUGGUGUACGACAACGCCGCCAUUAAGCUCCGUGGCCCUGGCGCAAUGACCAAUUUCUCCAUUCCUCCACCGCCGCCGCCGAAAUAUACCGCCGAUAGAAUUGCCGACUCAGUCUCCAAUUGCAGUUCCAUCGACGAAUCGCAGAAUUUGAUUUCCUCUCCGACGUCGGUACUCCAAUUCAGCGAAAACAAUAAGACCGGUCUGAAGGAACCCGAACCGGUCCUACCCGAGCCAGUUCGUGAGAGCCAAGGGGAGCCCGGCGUGGUCCCGAUCCCGGACUACACCAGUGAUGACUUGGCACUGGAUACUCACUCCUUGACCGAGUUCUUCAAUUUUGAAGCCAAAGAGGAAAAAUUGGAAUUCGAAGAGUCCCCAAAUUACACUCUUUAUGAAGAUUUUAAACAGAUUUCAAUUCCCAACGAUAUUAUUAGUAGUUUUGGGGAAUUUGAAAAUUUUCAAGAUUAUAAUUUUGAUGACUAUUUUGAAAAUAGUUCAGAGAUACUCUUAGUUCAAUGAAAUAUAUUGUAAUGUCGACCCGGUUUGCUGACUA
Messenger RNA from Andrographis paniculata, 1260 nucleotides. Its product is annotated as ethylene-responsive transcription factor CRF4-like. Bases 210 to 1226 code for a protein of 338 amino acids. Gene Ontology annotation, molecular function: DNA binding; DNA-binding transcription factor activity. Lineage: Eukaryota; Viridiplantae; Streptophyta; Magnoliopsida; Lamiales; Acanthaceae. The transcript has a single exon. The record is from RefSeq and is a predicted model, not a curated record. Gene Ontology annotation, biological process: regulation of DNA-templated transcription.